This is a messenger RNA of Wallemia ichthyophaga EXF-994, 765 nucleotides long. Its product is annotated as Universal stress protein A family protein C25B2.10. Bases 1 to 765 code for a protein of 254 amino acids. The record is from RefSeq and is a predicted model, not a curated record. NCBI's taxonomy places the organism in Eukaryota, Fungi, Basidiomycota, Wallemiomycetes, Wallemiales, Wallemiaceae. The transcript is spliced from 7 exons.
AUGGAUUCUUCGCAGCACGUCAGACCGAUCAUCAGGACACAGCCCCCGAGUCCAGCAGAUACUGGUGCCAGCGCAGGCACCGGCAGCGUUCCUCCGCGUUCCCAGACGGUGUCUAAUGAUCGCAUUGGCUAUCGCCGCAAGGUCGGAUUCGAUAGCAUGGAUGAAUAUCUCACUGGGCAUCCCUUAUCCACGCUCACACUGCAGUCCACAACUUCCGAUUACAAGAGGUUAAAGAACAGUCGCAUUUUCCUCGUUGGAGCUUCUACGGACGUCAAUGGCCAGAGAGCACUCGACUUCGUACUUAUGAACUUGCUAGAGAAUGGCGAUGAGAUUGUGGCUAUGAGGGUUUUCGACGACGAGCAGCGCAAUCAGGAUAAUGCACGUGAGGAAGCCGAGGAGCUCCUCGAGAGUAUUCGUGUUAAGAACGAUGAAUUUGACAACAGACAGAUAUCAAUCGUUGUUGAGUUCAUAGCAGGCAAGAUAACCACAGCUAUACGCUCGCUCAUUUCGCUCCAUCGCCCUGACUCGUUCGUUGUCGGCUCGCGCGGUAAAUCAGGUACGUGGACGCAGUUGUCGUCCGCGUUCGCCUCAGUCAGGUCAGGCGCAGGGACUGCUGGCGGUAUGGGGUCGGUUUCGAGAUGGAGUCUGAGUAACUCUAAGGUGCCCACUAUUGUGGUUAGAAAUGAUGCCAAAGUGAAGGAAUCGCUGGCGAAGCGCGCCAAUGACAGCAAGAGACGCUCAUACCACUCGCUGCUACAAACUUAG